UAAAUGAGGGUGACUAGGCAGACAUGGAGCGGUACCAAUCCAAUACUCAUCUGUGUGGGCCUGGGGUGUUACCGAUACCAGACUCACCUGGUGGGAACACUUAGUCACCAUGACAACCCCAAUGUUGAUUUUAACAUAAGGUGUUGCGUCACUAACUGGUCAGCGGAGAGGAAAAAGAAACCCAGCACUGAUCCCAAAGCUUGACCACACCUCCAGAGUGAGGCUAAAUCAUCAUGUCCAGACGUAUAGUAGUCCAGCCAUUUUGUUCAGCUCUGCCAUUCAAUAAUCAAAAUAAGACUGAGGCAAAGUUGAACAGAGAGACGGACAAGCGUUGGACCGAGAGACGGACAAGCUUAGAACCGAGAGACGGACAAGCUUAGAACCGAGAGACGGACAAGCUUAGAACCGAGAGACGGACAAGCUUUGAACCGAGAGACGGACAAGCUUAGAACCGAGAGACGGACAAGCUUAGAACCGAGAGACGGACAAGCUUUGAACUGAGAGACGGACAAGCUUUGAACAGAGAGACGGACAAGCGUUGGACAGAGAGACGGACAAGCUAAAAUGAAUUGAGCAUCAAUCAGCCUAGUGAUCUGAAACAACUCUUCAAGUCCAAAGGCAGACGCUCAUCCACACAGCCGGGUGAAAGUUCAACGGUGAAAGAAGGGGAUCCCACUCUGAUCUCACCAUGGACUGGAAGACGUUCGAGGCGCUGCUUAGCGGGGUCAAUAAAUACUCUACCGCGUUUGGACGUAUCUGGCUCGCGGUAGUCUUCGUGUUUCGCGUCAUGGUCUUCGUCGUGGCCGCAGAACGCGUCUUUAGUGAGGACCAGAAAGACUUUGACUGCAACACCCGGCAACCCGGCUGCGCCAACGCCUGUUACGACCACUUUUUCCCUGUCUCUCACACCAGGAUCUGGGCACUCCAGCUCAUCUUCGUCACCUGUCCUACCUUCAUGGUCGUGAUGCACGUGGCGUACCGUGAGGAACGCGAACGCAAGUACCGCAUCGCACACGGUGAAAACGCCCGUCUCUACGACAACACAGGACAGAAGCACGGAGGACUCUGGUGGACGUAUCUCCUCAGCCUCUUCUUCAAGACGGCCAUCGAGGUGGCGUUCCUCUACCUCCUCCAUCUCAUCUACAACAACUUUGACCUGCCGAGACGCGUCAUAUGCGACCUCUGGCCUUGUCCUAACCAGGUGGAUUGCUACAUCGGCCGGCCCACAGAGAAGAGGGUGUUUACCUACUUCAUGGUAGGGGCGUCGGCUGUGUGUAUAGUGCUCAACGUGUGUGAGAUCUUUUACCUGAUAGCCAUCCGGUUGCUGAGGAUCAGUCAUCGGGGAAGCCUCCAUACCUCCCCCAACAUUAGGUGCUCUGAGCUGGACUGUGAUGGGUGUCAGACGCUGGCGGCGACAGCAGAGUACCAGGAGUGCAACGAGGCCAACUUAGCCAUGGAGAAGAAAAGUACAUCUAUAUUUUGAGUCAGACAUAAAAACUCUUUACAAUUUAACUUUUAUUAGAUGACAAAUCUUAAUUGACUAAGUGUUGUUAACCAAAACCUGAGUUUUAUCAAUACAUUUAUUUUAGUCAAAUGUAAUUUUUAUGGCCAACCACCUCCUCACCCUCCCUUACGGACACGCCUCUGUGAGGGUGAAAGACUGACGAAGGUUAAGAGUUCUUGAAAGUGAUUUGACAGGUCAGACGUUGCUGAGACGUUGCUGACGAAUACCAGAGUUUACAACACAAAUGUCAGUAUUUUACAUAUCAGCUAACCGCAUUUUAUGCUAAUCUGGUGCCCGACUGCACAGUCGAUGUUGUCGCAUCCAAUCAUUGGUUGAUGCAUGUAACGUCUCAGCAAGGAAACGCAACCCCCAUGCUCAUCUGAUCUGGCCCCCUGCUCAUCUGAUCUGGCCCCCUGCUCAUCUGAUCUGGCCCCCUGCUCGUCUGAUCUGGCUCCCUGCUCAUCUGAUCUGGCCCCCUGCUCAUCUGAUCUGGCCCCCCGCUCAUCUGAUCUGGCCCCCUGCUCAUCUGAUCUAGCCCCCUGCUCAUCUGAUCUGGUCCCCUGCUCAUCUGAUCUGGCCCCCUGCUCAUCUGAUCUGGUCCCCUGCUCAUCUGAUCUGGCCCCCUGCUCAUCUGAUCUAGCCCCCUGCUCAUCUGAUCGGGCCCCCUGCUCAUCUGAUCUGGCCCCCUGCUUUUUUCUGUAUUGUUUUACCUUUUUAGAUUUACGGUUAAUUUAUUAUUAUCUUAAUUCGUAAUUUGUUUUUAUUUUUUUGUUAAUAAUUUCAAGUUUUCUUUACAGUGAAAUGCAGGGCAGUGUAGUGACCUUUCAGGGAGCAGGUGCUCAAAAUGAAAAAAAGGGUUUUUUUAUUUGAAAAAUAUAAAUUGACUUUUAUCAGUCAUGUCUUGAACUUCAUAACAUCGACUACUAGCUGCCUCAUUUUAAAUGUUUUCAGGCCUGUUUAUUUCUGCAACAACACACUCACUCGUCACAAACUGUAAGCAAGCUAGUUACAGUGCCUCCAAAAGAUAUGACUGACAUCUGAAAAAGGCGAUCAGCUGAUUUUUAGUCAAGAAAACGUAACCUUUAUUUAACUAGGCAAGUCAGUUUAAGAACCAAUUCUUAUUUACAACGACGACGCUGGGCCAAUUGUGCGCCGCCCUGUGGGAUUCCCAAUCACGGUCGGUUGUGAUACAGCCUGGAUUCGAACCACGGUGUCUGUAUUGACGUCUCUAGCACUGAGCUUACCUGUCAUCUUAUCAAUCACCUGUCAUCUUAUCAAUCACCUGUCAUAUACAAUGUCAUCUUAUCAAUCACCUGUCAUCUUA
Messenger RNA from Oncorhynchus mykiss (rainbow trout), 2828 nucleotides. RefSeq names its product gap junction beta-3 protein. Gene Ontology annotation, biological process: cell-cell signaling. The record is from RefSeq and is a predicted model, not a curated record. Lineage: Eukaryota; Metazoa; Chordata; Actinopteri; Salmoniformes; Salmonidae. Gene Ontology annotation, cellular component: connexin complex. Gene Ontology annotation, molecular function: gap junction channel activity.